UUUCAUACCGUUGUAUUAGACUAGGCUAAUUCGUUGUAUUACACUAAAACAGGGUUAAUACAACGGUUUAUACUAACCGUUGUAUUAGAUAUACUAAUCCGUUGUAUUAGAUGAGCUAAUACAACGGAUUAUUCUUCUAACACAACGGAUAGUGUUCCCAAUUUUAUUUUAUUUUUCUAUUUUUCAGUUGGAGCUAAUCCAACGGAUCAGUUGAGCUAAGGGAUCAGCCCCAAAAAAUAAAAAAAGAAAAAAAAUUAAGACCUAAUACAACGAAUGAGUAAGAAAAAAAAGAAAAAAAAACCGGGAAAUGAAAUGCCGAAAUAUUAGAGCCAAAAAUGAAAUUGAAACCCCAUUUCCCAAACUUUUCUGCUCAGUCUUCCUUCCUUCUCCUCCCUCAGCUCGCCGCUGCUCCUUCCUUUGUUCUCCUCCCUCGCCGCCGCUGCGUCGUCUCCUACCUCGCCGUUUCGUUCUGCUGUGUUCGAAUCUCUAUCUAAGCCGUUUCAGAUUCUGAGGUGGUGGUGCUGCUAGUGCUUGGGGGAUCCUUUGGGGCUAAUUCUAUGAACAUUGCUCUAUUUAAUAUAUACUUUCAAAUGUUGAAGCAGCGGCCAAAUUUGCAUAUUUCUGGGAGACUGGUGUGGAGUCAUUUGAUGAGAUGGAGAGUCUUGUUCGAAACCAUCCCCGAUUAGUUUUAGCACCGUGAGUUUUUGCUUCUAAUUUCAUCUUUAAUUUCACUUUUAUGUUGUGCCAUUAUUGUUUUGGGAGGUUAUUGUGUUUAAGAUUUGGUUGGAUUUAAUUUAUUUUCACUGUUAUUAGGAAUGAGAAUUUCACUUAGUUGUUACUUUCAAAUGUUUUCAGUCCAUUACUAUGGUUAAACAUGGAAAAUAUUUAUGCUAUUUAACUUGUUUUGUUAUAAUUUUUACCAGAAGUCAAGUUUUAACAAACAAUUGAAUGUUUUGGCAUUAUCAUUAGUUUCAUUCAAUGUAAUUGAAUCUGCUAAAGGCUUCAUUAUUAGGCAUGUGACUCUGCAAGUAGUUUAAGCUAGCUUUGAUUUCUUUAGUAGCAGACCAUGUGCCUUGUGCUCAAUUCUAUGUUUCAGCAAGUAAUAAUUAGGCGUUUACUAUUGCUUCCCUUAUUUUGAUAUUCCUAGCAUGUUUAUUUACACGAAGUCAAUAUAAAUCCAUGGGCAGAUUCAUGAUCCCUAGUCAAGCAGCAUUACCUUUUCACAUGCAACUUCAAGGAGAAUCUCUUGUCUAGUGUCUAAUACAAUAGGUUACAUUUUCCAAUUUUUGUUCUACUAAUACAAUGUAGAGCUUUCUGUCAUUAGAUGCUUAAAGAAAUGUGUUUCGUGCAAUAGGUUCUUUAAUUUUAAGAAGAAAAUAUGAUCAGAUUUUAUUUCUAGUGAGAAUGUGAUAUCCUAUACUUAACCAUGCAGAACCUCUGCUUGCAUCUUAAGGACUUAUGUACUCACUGUGCAGCAAGAUUAUUGACAUAUUCCGUGUUCAAUCAGCUAAUUUUACUUAUAUUUUCUGCAUUUUGAUCCUUUUUUUUAUUUAUCGUUUGACUUUUGCAUUUCAUUGUUGCUUGUUUAUUGAUCGAAUUGGAUUGUUGUUUAUUUCUAUCAAUCGUUUUUUUUUUAUUUAAUGCUGUAUUUUUUUGGACAUGUAUUUUGGCCUUCUACUUAUGAAAUCUGACACAUCAAUUUCUUGGUUACAAACUUCUUAGCCCCUGCACAUAUUCUUGGAAACCAACCACUGUCUACGUUCCGGUUCAUAACCUUCUUAGCCUCUUCACACGUAUCCUCGAAUCGAAUCUCAUACAUUCCCACCACCAGUGAUACCAAUGACUUCUGCCUAAGCAAAAGAUAUGUCAUGUAAUCUGAAACUUGCUUACAGAAAUUAGGAUAGUUUGUACCUCGAACACUGUCAUCAGCAGUCUAGUAGCAUAUAUCAGUGGCAAGAUGCCAAAUCAGUACACUCUCAUCAUAUUCAACAUCCAAAAUCCAAGGAUUUAAGUACUUUGAUAUAAGAAAAGAGCGUUCUGUUCUCCUGGCUCAAUGUCAGCGUACCUCGAGUUUCGGACACGAUAAAAAGAUGAAGCGUUGAUGAUGAGCAGUGAGGUGCCUGAAAAAGGGCAAAAUUAUGAUGAUGAGCAGCUGAAUGAGACCGCUAAUGCUCUUCAGGAAGAUUGUGAGGGCAAUGAAACAGCGGACCGAGCAGUUGUAGCACAGUUUGGAAUGGAAGUGUUGCUUGUUGCAGUGUUGGAAGUGGAGCAACUGGGAAGGUUUAUAAAGCAGAGAUUCCAAAAUGGUCAAGUGUUAGCGGUUAAAAAGCUCAAUGCCAGCACCUUAGGGAAAGCAGCAGUAGCAGCAAGGAGUUUCGUGAAUGAGGUCACUGCCCUGAUAGAGAUUCGGCAUAGGAACAUUGUGAGGUUUUAUGGGUUUUGUCUGCACGAGAGCAUAACAUCUUGGUGUACAAGUUUAUCGAAAGAGGAAGCUUGGCUGAUGUUUUAGGCAGUGUCGAUGGAGCAAAGGAGCUAGACUGGGACAAGCGGGUCAGAAUCUGCCUGCUGCUGCUGUGUGCUGCGUUGUGUGUUGUUGUGUCGUGUUGUUGUGUUGUUGUGCAUUGUGUGUUGUUGUGUGUUCGUGUUGUUGUGCGUUAUUUAAUUUCCCCAAUUGGUGUUGUUAUUGUUGUUGUUACGUUGUUGGUGUUGUGGCUUAUGCAUUACUUGUUUAGCUUUUGUUUGGCUUACAUGCAUUAUAUUAUUUGUUACUUAUCCCUAAUGUUGAAUUAUAUACAUUACUUGUCCUAAUAUAUUAUUAUUAUUAUUUUUACAUGGGGUGCUUGAUGACGAUGAGCUACUCCGGGAUGAAUGACGUACGGACUAAUGUUGAUUUUAUGUAUCUAUUGCAAGUACUAAUUUUAUUUCAAACGAUUGUUAAUUAAUUAGUGAACUUUCAUUUAUUAUUAGUUAGUAUCGGCACCUCGUUUGUUUUGUAAUG
Chenopodium quinoa (quinoa) is the source of this 2998-nucleotide messenger RNA. RefSeq names its product cysteine-rich receptor-like protein kinase 4. Gene Ontology annotation, biological process: protein phosphorylation. The record is from RefSeq and is a predicted model, not a curated record. NCBI's taxonomy places the organism in Eukaryota, Viridiplantae, Streptophyta, Magnoliopsida, Caryophyllales, Amaranthaceae. Bases 2102 to 2509 code for a protein of 135 amino acids. Gene Ontology annotation, molecular function: protein kinase activity. The transcript is spliced from 3 exons.